GGGCGUGCUCGACGCCACGUCCUGUCAAGAUGGUGCUGGUGGAGCACGUUGUGGCCGACGCCGGGGCCUUCCUGCGGGACGCGGCCCUUCAGGACAUCGGGAAAACCAUCUACACCAUCCGGGAGGUGGUGACGGAGAUCCGCGACAAGGCGACCCGGCGGCGCCUCGCCGUCCUGCCCUACGAGCUGCACUUCAAGGAGCCCUACCCCGAGUACGUGAGGCUAGUGACUGAGUUUUCCAAGAAGACUGGUGAUUACCCCAGCCUUUCAGCCACAGAUAUCCAGGUGCUGGCCUUGACUUACCAAUUGGAGGCAGAACUUGUUGGGGUGGCUCACCUGAAGAAAGAGCCAGAGGCAAAGGUUCAGGUGAGCUCAUCAUCGCUUCAUCCAGAAAAUCCUCUGCAUAUUCCUGGUUUUCACCUGCCUUCUAAGCCCAAACUCCCAGAGGAAACAGUAGGUCAUGUGCCUCCUGCUGCCCAGCCUGCUGAGAACCUCGAGUAUAAUUCCUUUCUGUUCUGGAGAAACCCUUUGCCCAAUAUUGAUGUCGAUCUUCAGGAGCUGACGGUGGGGGCAGAUCAGAGUGUCCUAAGUGAGGAAGAAGAGAAUGGAAGUGGAGAAAAGAGGGAAGGUAGUGCUGCCGAGGGUGACGACGGCGAUGACGAGGAUGAGGGUGAAGAUGAAGAUGGAGGAUGGAUAACACCCAGCAAUAUUAAACAAGUCCAGCAAGAACUGGGACAGUAUGACAGUCCUGAUAACGUUCAGGUUGGCUGUGUAACCACAGACUUUGCCAUGCAGAAUGUUCUGCUCCAGAUGGGGCUUCAUGUGCUCGCAGUAAAUGGGAUGCUCAUCCGAGAGGCCAGAAGCUACAUCCUGCGUUGUCACGGCUGUUUCAAGACCACCUCUGACAUGACCAGGGUCUUUUGUGCACAUUGUGGAAAUAGAACACUAAAAAAAGUGGCCGUGACCGUCAAUGACGAUGGCAGCCUUCACAUGCACUUCUCCCGUAACCCCAAGGUGCUGAAUGCACGAGGCCUUCGGUAUUCACUUCCUGCUCCCAGAGGAGGGAAGCAUGCCAACAACCCCCACCUGACAGAGGACCAGCGAUUCCCACAGCAGCGCCUGUCCCGAAAGGCCAGGCAGAAAACCAAUGUGUUCGAUCCUGAUUACAUAGCGGGGGUAUCUCCCUUUGUAGAGAACGACAUCUACAGCCGGGCGGCCAUGCUCCAGAUCAGAGACAGUGAGUUGGGUGCCGGAAGGAGGCGGUUGAACCCCAAUGCUUCCACAAAGAAAUUUGUGAAAAAGAGGUGAAGGAAAUAAGGGGAGCCCAAGGAUGAGGCUGAAUGACUGCCCCUGGAGUGACCUUUCUCAGCUGUCUGUUUUCAAAGGCUUUUGGAAGGCAAGAAUAAUGGGUCAGGAGGUUAUGUGUGACUCUGGCCUUGAGGACACUUCUAUUAGGACUUGGCAGCUGGGAUAAAACUGGAUGUUGGCUUUAUCUCCAGUGAACUCUGGACUGCCCCGUGGUCUGUCGAUGUCCAAGUGGCCUGACUUCCCACCACUUUAAAUGGAAUUUGUAAAGAAAGAAUCGUGCCCACAGCACCUCUAUUUUCAUGUCCCUUUAAAGGGGGAGUGCCGUCUCCCAGUAUUUUUCUAAUAAAUAUUUUGUUCAGA
Dromiciops gliroides (monito del monte) is the source of this 1667-nucleotide messenger RNA. It is a transcript of the gene NOB1, whose product is annotated as NIN1 (RPN12) binding protein 1 homolog. Gene Ontology annotation, molecular function: RNA endonuclease activity. The transcript has 9 exons. Bases 30 to 1307 code for a protein of 425 amino acids. Gene Ontology annotation, cellular component: preribosome, small subunit precursor. NCBI's taxonomy places the organism in Eukaryota, Metazoa, Chordata, Mammalia, Microbiotheria, Microbiotheriidae. The record is from RefSeq and is a predicted model, not a curated record. Gene Ontology annotation, biological process: maturation of SSU-rRNA; ribosomal small subunit biogenesis.